CUUAGGAACAAAUUGCUCAGAGCAUGGACAUACACACCAGAUAGUUUCCCUGAUCCAUCUAUCCACGCAUGUGUCAGACAAGCACAGCAACAAGCUAGCCAUGCAUGCCUUGUGAGAGCUAUGCUUGCAGGCUGACAGCUCAGUCUACUGGUUAGAACCAAUGCAAGGUCAUCCCACAUGGCCAAGUGAAAAAUGCUUCGCCUCUCUCACCUAUAAAUGCCCCCUUCCCCUGCUGUCAUACACCACACAUCCUGAUCUACACACCAUACAAGUUUGUAACCGAUCGAGCGGCUUCUCUGGGGCGACAUGAGAAGGAAAGCCAUGCUCACAGUGGGGAGGAAGAAGAAAGGCCGGGGGGCGUUGCUGGUGAGCAGGAGGCCGUUGCAGCACAUGGUGCUGAGGACGCUCAGGGAGCUGAAGAAGAUCGUUCCGGACGCCCAGGACGCCGAUGUGGACGUGCUGCUCCGGCGGACGGCUGACUACAUCUGCAUCCUCGAGCUCAAGGUGACCGUCCUGCGGAGGCUCUCGACCAUCUACGGGGUGUGAAUUGGUUGGGAACAUCACCCACCUUCUUCGCCGCACCGCCGGCACCUUCGUCGUCACGGUCCACUGCGACGUGCCGCUUGAUAACGAAUGAAAACCCCCAAGUGCCGCUUAAACAAGGCUCGCAAUCAGGAGUACUUCUCGACAUGCACGCCUCUGCUCUCU
This is a messenger RNA of Panicum hallii, 708 nucleotides long. RefSeq lists its product as uncharacterized. The transcript has a single exon. The coding region runs from base 307 to 546 and encodes 79 amino acids. The record is from RefSeq and is a predicted model, not a curated record. Lineage: Eukaryota; Viridiplantae; Streptophyta; Magnoliopsida; Poales; Poaceae.